Cryptomeria japonica (Japanese cedar) is the source of this 3786-nucleotide messenger RNA. Its product is annotated as putative pentatricopeptide repeat-containing protein At3g01580. Lineage: Eukaryota; Viridiplantae; Streptophyta; Pinopsida; Cupressales; Cupressaceae. Bases 431 to 2968 code for a protein of 845 amino acids. Gene Ontology annotation, biological process: RNA modification. Gene Ontology annotation, molecular function: protein binding; RNA binding. The transcript has 2 exons. The record is from RefSeq and is a predicted model, not a curated record.
UGCUAUAGAAUAAGGAUGAUUUGAACCCAUAGGCAGCAAACAAAUAUGUUGAUUUCUGUAUUUGAGGAAAACAAAUCCAGUCGAAACUUUGUCCAGACGACAACCGUAGAAAGCUAAGGAUAAAUUGCAGUUUGUUCUUCCUGUCCAGUUUAUUUGCAGAUUUGCACAUUUUUACAGAUGCCUAUAAAUAACAAACUGGAGAGUUGUUUGCGAGAGAUUGAAUGCAAAAAGAGUAAGCUAUUUGGAUUUUGUCUUUCUCCUUGCUCUAGGCACUGCAGUUUUACUUGUAUUGCGCAUGCAAUGCCAUUGUGGAACAGAUGUCUAAUUUCUCGCAUGUUCGAUGUAUAAUAAAAAAGUUCAUGGAAACCUAACAAGUAUUUUUCCUUAGAUUCCAAUACCAAAUCAUGGCUUAAUUCAAAAAUAAAGUCAAAUGUUAAUACUGCAAUUUCCUUUCCUCUCCACUUUAUUCAAAUUCAAAUACAAUUCUUUCAAGAUCAAUAGAAUGGCCAUCCUUUUUCACAUUCAAAUUCAACACCAAUCCAAUACAAAUGAAAAUGCUCAUUUUACUUCAAGCACAGAUGACUUUGUUCAUUUACUACAUAUCUGUACAAACCCUAAAAUGCUUAAACAAGUGCAUGCCCGCAUGCUCAUAACAGGCCUUGAACAAGAUAUAUUUCUAGGUGCCAAACUCCUUAACAUGUAUGCCAAAUAUGACAGUAUAAAAAAUGCUGGACUAGUUUUCUAUCAAAUAGAAUAUCCAGAUGUUUACUUGUGCAAUUUAAUGAUCAAGGUUUAUACCCAAAAUGGUCUCUGGAAAGAAAUCUUAAGCCUUUAUAAAAAAAUGCAGUCGGUAGGCAUAAAACCGGACAAUUUUACCUUUCCCUUUGUACUAAAGGCGUGCGCAAGUCUAUCCGCUCUCCAAGAGGGAAGAGAGGUUCAUGAUGACAUUGUUGAAUCUGAUUUUGAGUCCCAUGUUGUUGUGGGGACUGCACUGAUAAAUAUGUAUGCAAAAUGUGGAAGCCUACAGGAUGCACGCGAAGUGUUUGACAAAAUGUUUGUGAGAGAUGUGUUUUCAUGGAGUGCUAUAAUUGCAGGAUAUGCACAAAAUGGAUAUGCCAAGGAAGCAUUGAUGCUCUUUGAGGAAAUGCAGGCGGUAGAAGGCAUGUCGCCAGAUUCGGUUGUUAUGGUGAGCGUGUUGCAGGCAUGUGGCGAUGUGGGGGACCUGCAACAGGGGAUGUUAGCUCAUGAUUAUGUUGUUAGACAUGGGUUUGAAUUGGAUGUUGAAGUAGGGAAUUCGCUGAUUGCAAUGUAUGCCAAAUGUAGGAGAAUGGAAUCUUCACUACAAGUGUUUAAGAGUGUGCCUCAAAAAAGUGUGGUUUCAUGGACUGCAAUGAUUGCUGGGUAUGGAUGGAAUCUACAGGGAAUUGAGGCUUUGGAAAUCUAUAAUCAAAUGAGACUUUCAGGCGUGAAACCCAAUUCAAUGACAAUGACUUCUAUGUUGUCAGUGUGUGCUGAAUUGAGGUUAUUGCAACUUGGAAAGUUAAUUCAUGAUUAUGUUGUAGGACACGGACUUGUGUCAAAUGAGUUUGUGGCCAAUUCCCUCAUUGACAUGUAUGCCAAAUGUCUAAGUCUAAAGGAUGCACGUCUUGUGUUUGACAAAAUACCUCAGAGAAGCCUUGUGUCAUGGAAUACCAUUAUCGCAGGAUAUGUCCAAAAUGGACAUCCGACACAAGCUUUGGUUAUGUUUAAUGAGAUGCAGCUAGCAGGCAUGAUGCCAGACUCGUUCACCAUAGUGAGUGUGCUGUCUGCAUGUGCACAUGUGGUAGAUUUGCAACAAGGCAAGUCGAUCCAUGACUUCAUAAUAAGAACUGGUCUAGAGUCGAACGUAUUUGUAGCUAAUUCUCUGAUAGAUAUGUAUGCCAAGUGUAAGAAUCAAGACAUUGCACGCAAAAUGUUUGACAGAAUGUGUACCAGAGAUGUGGUCUCAUGGAAUGCGAUGAUUUCUGGAUAUGCCCAGAAUGGCUAUGCUAACGAGGCAUUAGAACUCUUUGCUGAAAUGCAACUGGGAGAUGUGAAACCUGAUGCGGAGACAAUGGUAAGUUUGCUCUUGGCAUGUUCUAAUUUAGGAGCUUUGCAGCAGGGCAUGUGGAUUCAUACUUAUGUGAUUAGAAGAGGUCUAGAGUUUGAUGUUUUUGUUGAGAGAGCCCUUAUAGACAUGUAUGCCAAGUGUGGGAAUGUAGACGUUUCUAGGCAGUUGUUUGACAACAUUUCUAAGAAGACUGCAGUUGCAUAUAGUGCAAUGAUUGCAGGGUAUGGCAUGCAUGGGCGUGGUGAAGAUGCCCUUGUUCUUUUUUCUCAGAUGCAACAAAAAGGCUUGAAGCCAAAUGGGAUCACUUUCAUUUCUGUUCUGUCAGCUUGUAGUCAUUCAGGACUGGUGGAUGAGGGUUGGCGGCAAUUCAAUUGCAUGAGUAAGGAUUACAACAUCUCACCAAUGCUGCAGCAUUGUGCCUGCAUGGUUGACCUUCUUGGGCGUGCUGGACGUAUAUACGAGGCACAUGACUUCAUUCAAAAGAUGCCAGUAACCCCUAACGCUGAUGUGUGGGGAACAUUGCUUGGCGCAUGCAAAAUUCACUGCAAUACUGUGGUAGGAGAGCAUGUUGCCGAGAUUCUCUUAGACUUGGAACCUAAAAAUGCUGGAUAUUAUGUACUGCUGUCAAAUCUAUAUGCUGCAAAUGGCAGAUGGGAUGAAGUAGCAAAGGUGAGAACAAAGAUGAAAGACAGGGGACUGAAAAAGACAUCAGGAUGGAGUUCUAUUCAGAUCAGCAAUAGGUUCCAUUCAUUCCAUUCAGGAGAUAAAUCACAUCCUGAAUCUAUAAAAAUCUAUGCAAUGUUGGAUACUUUGACUAGGCAGAUGAAAGAUGCUGGGUAUAUGCCCAAUACUAACCUUUUGCUGCAUGAUAUAGAAUAACUGAAGAAGAAAAAUAUGGCCGACAGUUAUACUAAAAUGGAUUUCAAUCUUAUUUCUGAAGGAUCCAGCCCAUCUAUAAUGUUAUAACUGCAGGAAAACUUUAUCGAUCUAAGAGUUUACGAGAUCUUUUGAAGAGUGUAUGAUUCUUCCCGGCAGAUUACGCUGAAUGCAAAGAGAGAUAGUGGAAUGUUAUGUCUAAAUGCAGUCUCUUCAAUUUUGGACUUUCCAUACCUCCGCCUUAUUACCGGAAACCUCGUCAAAUGAAGGUAGUCUGGUAAACAAAUGGGUUUGAAAGUAUGCAAUGCCUGCAAAGUUGAUGUUGCAACCAGGAGUCAACAAUUUUCCAUAAAUACAUGUAAUUGUCCUCACUGCAUUCAAUGCAGCUGAACUGACAUCGUUGGCCCUAUCCGUGCCCUUGCAUAUUUAAUCCAUUAAGAUAUUUUUUCCCGAUCUGCUGUCAUAAGAACUUCCGCCAAUGGUUCUGAGAGUUGGAAUGGCGAAAUCCCUAGCUGCCCAUCAAAGGAGGCCAUUGGAGUGGGAGAAACUACAAGAAGGAAGAACUUAUCGUUGCCAUGCUAUCAGUAUAUUAUCAUUGCAGUUCUUCGAUAACGAAUUUUUACAGAAAGACAUGCCGCAAGUGUCGCUGCUUCUGAAAUCCUCCAGAUAGAGGAGGUUUUCAAUCUCUGGUUGGAAAUUUUGAGGCUGUCUGCUCUAUGUUAACUGAAAAUUAGCAUCUUUUGGUACAUUGCUUUCUCAAUAGAUCUGUAUAACUUAUGUUGCCUCUGAUCUAUAACUUAAAUAUAUGAAAUUAGCAUAAU